AUGCACAUCGUCUUCUCUGUCGAUGAUUUGACCGACUCCUUCUGGCCCCCUCCCCCUCCGGAACCCUCUCCGGGAUCAGUACCGUCGCAGAACAUGCCGGACGGGAUGACUCGAAGCCAAUCGGAGUGGGCGUUCCAGAGACUCCUCCGGGAGAUGUCCGGCUCCGACGAAAGCCCUACCACGAUCAACGUUAGGUCGCCUCCGCCGGUUCAGUCCGAGCAGUCUCUUUCCACCGUCGACGAAACCGCAGAUGUCGUCGAAAUACAGAAGCCGCCGCCGCCGCCGCCGCGGAAUCCAGCGGAUGAUCAGGGGAAUCGAGAUCGUGCGCGGUCUGCUUCUGAUCCGUUGGAUUCAGAUUGUGUCGAUCCGAAUCAGUACCAUGCGAUUCUCAAGAGCAAGCUCGAGAUCGCGUGCGCUGCCGUUGCGCGUCGUGUGGGAGCUGUGAAGCCGGAAGAUUCGAGUGCCUCAGGUGUGAAUCAAAAGCUAUCUCCUCCGGUGGGAUCUCCAGCUCAAGGCUCUGUUGUUGUGGCACAAACCUCACCCGGUGCUUCAUCUGUUAGAUCUAUUCCUUCAACAAGCGUUAAAAGGAAACCAGAUGUUGUUCCAGCAAGGCAGACUACGAGUAUUUCAUCACGAGAUGAUUCUGAUGAUGAUGAUCUUGAUGGAGACAUGGAAACAGCUGAUAAUGGAGAUCCUACUGACGUUAAGCGUGCUAGGAGGAUGCUCUCAAACCGAGAAUCAGCUAGGCGCUCCAGGAGAAGAAAGCAAGAACAAAUGAAUGAAUUUGAUACACAGGUAAACCAAUUAAGAGCUGAGCAUUCGACUUUACUUGGUCGUCUUGGUGACAUGAAUCAGAAGUAUGAUGCAGCUGCUGUCGACAACAGAAUUCUAAGAGCUGAUAUCGAAACCCUAAGAACAAAGGUUAAGAUGGCAGAAGAAACAGUGAAAAGAGUGACAGGAGUGAACCCUUUGCAGUGGGGAAGACCAAACAUGGGCAUGCCAGUGAACAACACACCGAGAAUCCCAAGUACUACUGGUGCCGGUUCAGCACCAAAUCAGAGAGUAGAGGUGAACCGUGAAGGCUUGCAGAAUCAGUUUGCUACUAAUCCGAAGAACAUGUACGAAACCAUGCCCCAUUGGAAUCACAAGCAUUAACCCCAGGAUUGAGUCAUCGACUUUGUGAUUUUUGAAAUAACUCUUAUCUUGCUCUUCUUUUCUUAUUUACUGUGCGACUUCAGGAUGGUGUUAUAUGUAAGGGUGAUGAUGAUGUACCCAUUUAUGUUUGGAAAUAUUUGGAUGGAUGUUAACUUUAAGUCUUUAACGACCUGCUUGGUAGUCA
Molecule: messenger RNA, 1339 nt
Organism: Brassica rapa (field mustard)
Lineage: Eukaryota; Viridiplantae; Streptophyta; Magnoliopsida; Brassicales; Brassicaceae
Product: basic leucine zipper 25
Biological process (GO): regulation of DNA-templated transcription
Molecular function (GO): DNA-binding transcription factor activity
Source: RefSeq, a predicted model, not a curated record